GAGAAGCCGUUUGGCUGUAAGCGUAUUGAGAAACAGCGUUAGCCGUGCUAGCGCUGUUAGCUUAGUUAGCUUAGUUAGCAUGGCGGCGCAGAGGGAGUCCCAACACGGAGCGUCGGGAAUUAACGUCCUGUUUGGAGUUUUACAGCUUUUAUUAUCGUUUAUACAGCGUGGGGAUGCUCAGCUAACAGCACUGAGUCACAUGUCCAGCGUUGUGGAGGUCUGGCAAGCUGAAGAUGCAGAUUUCCUCUUUCCAUCGCAGGCAGUGGAAGAGCGGAGCCCAGAGAAUCUCCCUCAGGAAGACAGUUCCUCAUUUUACGUGCGGGACAGCGGGAGACCCGUCCACUUCCAACCGUCCACGCUGGACUUUGGCACUCAGCCUGUUGGCGUCCCGCGAGCUGAGACCAUCUAUAUUCAUAACCCAAGUGCGGAGCUGCCGGUCACACUGCAGUCCGUCUUCGCGUCCAGCUCACACUUUCAUAUGCCUGCCUUCCACAGACGGGUGAUUCCACCCAGAGGGAAGACAUCUUUUAAACUCAUAUUCCUCCCAAGAGAGGAGGGCAGUGUAGCAAACUCGUUAUUUAUUAAUACAUCGACCCACGGGGUGAUAACGUACCAGGUUUGUGGCGUUGGUGUUAAUGCUGGCUCUGUAAAGGACGUGCAGAGGAAAGACAGUGUUCUCAUAUUUCCACAUAUACAAAGCAUUAAACUUACACAAACUCAGGAAAAUGCUUUAAAUAUUACCAUCCUGGGAUUGCUGUUGGACUGCAGUCUUCCCAAAGCACUCUAUACUCAUCCACAGGGCUCCUGUUUUGGAGCAGAGGAUGAAGGACAUCUCUCUCUACAGAUCAGUCUGUCUGAAAGAGGAGAGAGACCGGCUCACCUGGAUAAACUCAAGCCCUACGUGCUGGAGAACAUCAUGGUGCUGCUCGUCCUGCCUCCACCAGAGGGCGUUGCGUAUCCAAAAAUAGGAGUUUACAUGCUGAACUCAGGGGUCAAACAGCUCUUUGUCAAGGAAAUCCAGAUCUUGUCAAAGACCGACAUCUCUGUAGAAAUCAGCCACACGCCGUUGAAAGCGUCCGCCAGUAACCUCACUCAGGUGGCCACGCUGUCCUGCAGACGAUCUUUAUCGCCUCAAAGUAAAAAAUGUACCAGUCAGUUCAGUGUGCAGAUGUUGGGUAACGUCAGUGUGAACACGUUUCCCUGGCUACAGCAUACACACAGGCUCAGUGACUCUGCUGGCUGGUUUCAGUUUGUACAGAAGCAGAGAAGUGCAGAUCAGGUGGAACUGUGGCUCAUUAACCCUCUCCGCCUGAGCUUCACCAUCACCAACGUGUCCCUGAGCCAGCCUUCACCGCGGUUCUUUAAAAUAGUAAACGUCAGCAGGUCAGCGGGCGUGGCCUCUGGAUGCUGGAAGCUACUGAAACUCCACCUCCUCAACAAAACAUUGCCUGUCAACCUGGUUGCCGUGGUAACAGUUCGGACCAGCCUGGGCUUUUUGCUGGAGCUGCGUGUCCACGCCUCCACCGCAGGGUCAAAGAGGGGGGAGGUGGUGUUUGAGGGCGGCGGUGAGUGUGAACAGCUCUGUCCGCUCCGCCUCUCCAGAACCGGGCGUUUGGAGUGGCAGCAGUCUCUCCUCUCAGAAUCCUUUUCUUCCUUGUGGAAGACAGAUAGCAGUUUGGCGUCGACUCUGUGCAGCCGCUGGCACCGUGGUAAAGAGCUCUCCUGCAGAUGGCCCAGAAUUCCCACAGAACGUGCUAAUGCUCUAGAUUUUGGCGCAACACCAGUCAACGAGAGCAAGAUUAAAAACUUCACUCUGAAAAACCCGACAUCGUCUGUGGUUUCGGUGGAGAUUCGAACCCUUUCCUCAUAUCCAGCCCCCCUCGAAGCGUUAGAUCUGCUCACCAAGUGGUACAUAAUCCCACACAAAUCAAACGUCAUUACAUCGAAGCUAGAUUUCACUAAACGUUUCUAUAUUGUUUGUUCUGUGUCUGGUUUGUUUUCACGUGUAUUUUCCAGGUUUAACAUCAGUCCUCUCUCGGUGAACAUCACUACAGCGGAGUUUUCCCUGCUGCCGUCCGAUCAGAAGGAGGUUCACCGUAGCAGCAGCGUUCGGAGGAUCGUCCUACAGCCGUGGGAGACGAGGAGCAUGUUUAUAGCGUACACGCCUACUGAACACAAACCUGUCACCUCCAUUCUUCUCAUCAGGAAUAACUUGACGGUCUUUGACCUCGUCUUGGUGAAAGGAUUCGGUGCGAAGGAGCUCCUGCGUGUGGGGGGAAAACUGCCCGGUCCUGGGGCAUCGCUGCGCUUUAAUGUCCCUCAGUCUACCCUGAUGGAGUGCAGAGACGGUUUGCGCAAUCACCUCAGCAAGCCUCUGUUCGCCAUCCAGAAGAGUUUUAAAGUGGAGAACGCAGGAGAGCUUCCUCUCACCGUCAUGUCCAUGAACAUAAACGGCUAUAAAUGCCAGGGCUUCGGCUUCGAGGUGCUGCAGUGCCGGUCCUUCUACGUCGACUACAACUCCUCGUCCGAGAUCACCAUCGCGUUCACUCCAGACUUCACGUCAUCGUGGGUGAUCAGAGAUCUGACCUUAAUAACAGAGCGUGGCUCUUCCUUCCCCUUCACCCUGAACGUCACUCUACCGCACCACAUGCUGCCGCUGUGCGCUCAGGUCGUCCCCGGGCCCAGCUGGGAGGAGUCGUUCUGGGUCGUCACACUCGUCUUCACCUGCUUCUCUUUAGCCGGAGUUUGUCUCAUGGCCUUCCACCAGGCUCAGUUCAUCCUGAGAGAGUUUUCCACUCCAACACCUCGCAGUAACCAUAACUCCAACCCCCGCGAUAACAGCAGCCAGAACACUCCCAGCAACACCAGUAAAGGAAAAGGCAGCUGCAAAAGUUACUCCGACACGAGCCACCCUUCCGAUAAAGGGAAAGGGCGGGGCUCCACGUCCGUAGCCAACGGAACGGCUCGUUCCCAAACCUCCACCAGGAAGAGCUCCGGAGGCUUCUCCCAGCCUCAAAAGAAACAAACAAGAGUUUCAUUCCUUUAUAGAUACAAGAGCAGCUCUUCAGCUAACACUAAUGCUGCUAAUGCUAAUUCUACCCCUCCGAUGGACGAAGAAAUAGAGGAACAGACGUUCGACCCAGACCCCGAAGUCUGUAAUAAUAACAAUAACGACGAGGCUUUAAUAGAAUCGGUACUCCACGCGGAACAGAAAGAACAGAUCAGGGAGGAAAACACGUUGCCAGGAGAUAUGUUUCCCAUGGAAACGCUUUGUGGAUUUCCUGAAAGCAUCACAGCCAAUCACAUGCCUCAGGCUCAUGCAGACGGACAGGUGGAGAGCAGCUCCAGCCGUAGGAAAGAUGAGGAUAAAAGGGAAAACAUAAACACUGAGCCGAGAGAGAGCGACGGCUCUCAGAAGAAAAGGGCGGAAAAGGACUUUGAGCUCGCGGCGUCCACCGCCAACACCAAAACGAAGAAAAACUCAGGAAAGAACCGCAGGAAGCCUGUCGAUACCAUACCAGGGCUUCCAGAGAGUGGAGCUACGAUGAUGACGGGGAUCGAGAGGGAACCCGAAUACAGAGAAUCUCGUAACAUAGCUAGAACUCGUAACCACUCGGCUAGCGUGAAGCUGGACAUCCCCAAAGCAGUAGCAACAGUGGAGAGUCCCAUUAAACAAAACGGCGUGUGUUUUGCCAGACCCCGUCGGAAGGCCCCAGAGCGUCGGCUUCAGUGGGAGUCGGGCUCGGAUUCUGGCAGCUCUUCAGGCAGCGUCAGGGCAAGCAGAGGAUCAUGGGGCAGCUGGAGCAGCGUGGAGGGAGAGAAAGAUCCCAGUAGAGCACGACAGAGAGAUCCUGUGCAGUACAACAUGUACACGACUGAGCGUGAUGGUCAUCCACCGGUGAAAUGCACCUUUAAAGCUCAGAGCAUGAACAAUCUGUACUUGAACCCUGAAACUCCUGCUCUGUCUUCGAGCUUCGCCAACGUGGCUGCAGGUGUGGACAGAAGCUCAGACUCGAGCGGAGCGUACGCGCCCGAGGAGACGUGGUCUGCUCCUUCUGUUCCUCUGACCAAUGGGUUCAGGUACAACAUGCCAGAACCACGUAGCACCUACAACCAGAACUCCAGCUCUAACACCAGGUCCAACUCCUUUAAUGGAAGUUUCUUGUGGAAUAAUGCAGCCAGUCAGUGCAGCAACCCGUAUUCUUAUUGCCCCCCAAAUAACUACAUGUUAUCAGGAAACGGAAAUUACCAAAACGGUUUCCCGUGCCGGGAAACUCAAACACAGGCCAACUGGAGUGAGGAAACACCACAAGAGGUCACUUCCUCUUGGGACAUGACUAGCUGUGUAGGCAGCAAGCCAUAUUUCUCAGGCACACGGAGUCUGUCCCCGAUCUCCUCCAGUCUGUUCGGCUCUAUCUGGACUCCUCAGAGCGAGCCGUAUCGGAGCCACUUCCAAGCUGAACGCUCCGUGCCUGUCUCUCCGGUGUCUCCCUUCACUCCAGAGCCACUUCCUCCUAAGCACUUCUCCAGCUUCAACCCGUUCGGUCCCCACAUGCACCUGGACAUCUGGAACAACUCGGCCUCUAACCGCAGCUCCAACUCUCAGCUCUCCAACGACUCGGGCUACUGUGCAGACACUUGACUGAGCAGGCCCGGAGCUCCGCCCACCGCAUAAGGAAAACGACAACGACGACAAACAAGAAUGUGGUUUUAUUGAUGACGGAGGAAAAAAUGUGAAUGUUUUUUCUUUUCUGUUUUAUGUUCCAUUUUUUCCUCGACAUGAUUCUGUUUGUGCAAAAUUUAAGCUUUUUGUUGUAUAUUUUUCUAGAUGUUUUGCAAACUUGGCCAUAAAAAAUAAAAAAAAAAUCUUUUGUA
Molecule: messenger RNA, 4875 nt
Organism: Tachysurus fulvidraco (yellow catfish)
Lineage: Eukaryota; Metazoa; Chordata; Actinopteri; Siluriformes; Bagridae
Gene: tmem131l
Product: transmembrane 131 like
Exons: 33
Coding region: 80-4642 (1520 amino acids)
Cellular component (GO): membrane
Source: RefSeq, a predicted model, not a curated record